Saccoglossus kowalevskii is the source of this 930-nucleotide messenger RNA. RefSeq names its product WD repeat-containing protein 47-like. Lineage: Eukaryota; Metazoa; Hemichordata; Enteropneusta; Harrimaniidae. The record is from RefSeq and is a predicted model, not a curated record.
AUGACUGCCACGAAAGUGAAUCUAAAGGAAACAGAAAUUAUAAAACUCGUGCUGGAAUUCCUUCACUCGAGAGAGUUGUUCUUGUCCAUGCGAGCUGUUGAGAGAGAGACUGCAGUGGUCAAUGGUCUAUACUCUGACGAUUUAUUGUUUUUGCGCAGUUUGAUAUUAGAUGGACAGUGGGAUGAUGUAUUGGAAUUUAUCCAGCCUCUGGAGAGCAUUGAGAGCUUUGAUUCUAAGAAAUUCCGUUACAUCAUUUUGAAGCACAAGUUUUUGGAGAUGGUUUGCAUGAAAUCAGAGGACAUGGGGAAUCUGCAGAUUGAGUUUUCAAUUGAUGAAGUUGUGGCUUGUAUGCGAGAUCUCGAACCGUAUUGCCCAACGAAGGAAGACCACAACAGUCUCUGCUUGUUACUGACCCUGCCACGUCUGACUGAUCAUACAGACUACAAGGACUGGAACCCGAGUCGUGCACGUGUACAGUGUUUUAAAGAUGUCAUUCCCGUAAUUGGGAAAUUUUUGCCAGCAGAUAAGAAUAUGAUUGAAUCAGAGUUCACGGCGAGUAACGAUAGACUUGUUCAGUUGAUGAUCAAAGGUUUGCUGUACGAGUCCUGUGUAGAAUUCUGUCAGCAAAAAGCCACAUCAAAAUCUGUGAAUUUCUCAAUAAAAGAAUUGCUUUAUGGGUCAGCUUGCGAUGAUGCAGAUUUAAGUCUGUUGUCAUGGUUACAGAGUAUUCCCUCAGAUACAUUCACUUGUGCAUUCGAGCAGAAAACAUUGGAUGUCCAUAUGGAGAAAAUCGAUAAGCCGAAACAAUCUUGGUCGGAGCAGAUAAUGACACCAUUGACACCCACGCCUGUGAAACAACGUGGUUCGGGUUACCCAUCUCCUUCCCCCUCAACACCAACUCUCUAUCGAGUCAAUGUCACCAUCGGUUGA